CCCGUCUCUCUCUCUCUCUCUCUCUCUCUCUCUCUCUUCACAAAUCAUCGAAUCAGAGGCAGCCGGCGGUUGACAUUGAGAUCGGUUCUAGAAAAGGUUGAGUUACAAUGUCUGUGGCUGAUGAACCGCUAUACCCUAUAGCCGUGCUCAUAGACGAGCUGAAAAAUGACGACAUCCAGUUGCGGUUGAACUCCAUCCGCAGGUUGUCGACAAUUGCCCGUGCUCUCGGGGAAGAUCGAACGCGGAAGGAGUUGAUUCCGUUUCUGAGCGAAAACAAUGAUGACGAUGAUGAGGUACUUCUUGCAAUGGCAGAAGAGUUGGGGGUAUUUAUUCCGUAUGUUGGCGGAGUGGAACACGCACAUGUUUUGCUCCCGCCCUUGGAAACACUUUGCACUGUUGAGGAAACCUGUGUGAGGGACAAGGCUGUGGAGUCGUUAUGUAGAAUUGGGUCUCAGAUGAGGGAGGGUGACUUAGUCAACUGGUUUAUUCCUCUUGUCAAGAGGUUGGCAGCUGGCGAGUGGUUUACAGCCCGAGUCUCUGCAUGUGGCCUUUUUCAUAUCGCGUACCCAAGCGCAUCUGAGACAUUAAAGACAGAGCUCCGGUCGAUAUACAGUCAGUUGUGUCAAGAUGACAUGCCUAUGGUUAGGAGGUCUGCUGCAACGAAUCUGGGGAAAUUUGCCGCAACUGUUGAACCAGCUCAUCUGAAGAGUGAUAUCAUGUCUAUAUUUGAGGAUCUUACACAAGAUGAUCAAGACUCUGUUAGACUACUGGCUGUUGAGGGUUGUGCUGCUCUUGGAAAGUUAUUGGAGCCCCAAGAUUGUGUUCAGCAUAUCCUGCCGGUUAUUGUCAACUUCUCUCAGGAUAAAUCUUGGCGUGUGCGGUAUAUGGUCGCAAAUCAACUAUAUGAGCUUUGUGAAGCUGUGGGUCCUGACCCUACAAGGACUGACUUGGUUCCAGCAUAUGUGCGAUUGCUUCGAGAUAAUGAGGCUGAAGUCCGUAUAGCCGCUGCUGGAAAAGUUACUAAAUUUUGUCGGAUUUUAAACCCCGAACUUGCGAUUCAGCAUAUUCUUCCUUGUGUAAAGGAAUUGUCAUCAGAUUCUUCCCAACAUGUCCGAUCUGCUUUGGCUUCAGUUAUCAUGGGAAUGGCUCUUGUAUUAGGAAAGGAUGCUACAAUUGAACAGCUCCUUCCCAUUUUUCUUUCACUUCUGAAGGACGAAUUUCCUGAUGUGCGCCUCAAUAUCAUUAGCAAGCUGGAUCAAGUGAAUCAGGUUAUUGGAAUCGAUUUGUUAUCUCAAUCCUUGUUACCAGCCAUAGUUGAGCUUGCUGAGGAUAGACAUUGGAGGGUUCGACUUGCAAUUAUAGAGUACAUACCUUUGUUGGCAAGUCAGCUGGGUGUAGGGUUCUUCGAUGAUAAGCUCGGUUCCCUUUGCAUGCAAUGGUUGCAAGAUAAGGUUUACUCAAUUCGUGAUGCUGCUGCUAAUAACUUGAAGCGCCUUGCUGAAGAAUUUGGUCCAGAAUGGGCAAUGCAGCACAUUGUUCCACAGGUUCUGGAGAUGAUUGAAAAUCCACACUAUUUGUAUCGAAUGACAAUUCUGCGUGCAAUCUGCCUCCUUGCCCCCGUUAUGGGUUCAGAAAUCACAUGUUCAAAACUUCUUCCGGUGGUUGUCACAGCGUCAAAGGACAGAGUACCCAACAUUAAGUUCAAUGUGGCAAAGGUGUUGCAGUCCCUUAUCCCCAUAGUUGAUCCGUCGGUUGUGGAGAAGACAAUUCGUCCCUCUUUGGUUGAGCUCAGUGAGGACCCAGAUGUUGAUGUCCGAUUUUUUGCCACCCAGGCACUUCAAGCAAUUGAUCAUGUAAUGAUGUCAAGCUAGCCAGGUUUCUUUUCGUACUAGUUGUUCAAGAGUAAUGGUUAAGAGGAAGAUACCGUUUCCACAGAUCAGAGUAGUCAUAUAAUCUUUGCUGGAGCUUCUGAGUGUGCUAGUACUUUGUGCCUAACAUGUGGGACUGUUUUGGCCACUGAAAGUUUAUGUCAUCUCGUAUAUCAGUAUAUGUUAUAAUUGUAUGAUAAUAAGCUUUCAAAUUCCUUCGUUUCUUUUUGCUUAUUUCGGUCAGCAAUUUGUUGUUUCUAUCGGGCCUUUGCGAGUAGGACAAUAUUGUUUAGAAUUCGACAAUCAUUAUAUCUUGUUGGUGAAUAAUAUGUAAUAUUGAAGCACAUGUUGAAAGUAAUUUUUCCCCACACAUCA
This is a messenger RNA of Argentina anserina (silverweed cinquefoil), 2243 nucleotides long. RefSeq names its product serine/threonine-protein phosphatase 2A 65 kDa regulatory subunit A beta isoform. Lineage: Eukaryota; Viridiplantae; Streptophyta; Magnoliopsida; Rosales; Rosaceae. Gene Ontology annotation, biological process: protein dephosphorylation. The record is from RefSeq and is a predicted model, not a curated record. Gene Ontology annotation, molecular function: protein phosphatase regulator activity; protein binding. The transcript has 13 exons. The coding region runs from base 108 to 1871 and encodes 587 amino acids. Gene Ontology annotation, cellular component: cytoplasm; protein phosphatase type 2A complex.